Molecule: messenger RNA, 3759 nt
Organism: Oncorhynchus kisutch (coho salmon)
Lineage: Eukaryota; Metazoa; Chordata; Actinopteri; Salmoniformes; Salmonidae
Product: complement factor B
Exons: 18
Coding region: 125-2386 (753 amino acids)
Biological process (GO): complement activation; response to bacterium; proteolysis
Cellular component (GO): extracellular region; extracellular exosome
Molecular function (GO): serine-type endopeptidase activity
Source: RefSeq, a predicted model, not a curated record
UUGCUACCUUUUCGAUUCUCAGCAUACAACCUCAGGCUCUAUAUUUAUGCCCACAAAUAACGCACAUUCCCAAAUGCUCAACUCUAAACCUUGUCUCAACUACUGCAACUCUUAAGACACAGGGAUGAGACCUGAAAUUUUGACUUUGAUAUACUCCUUGAUUCUCUGCAUUGUCAGCACUGUCUCGUCUGGAGUUUCUGUCUGCAGUACUGAUGGCAUGUCCAUUCGAGGAGGGGAGUACAGUCUCUCAAAUGGAUCAAAUGUGGGCAGUGAACUUUUGUACCACUGUCCUGAUGGUUAUUACCCUUACCCCAAACUUAUGCACAGAUGCCUGGGCCAUAAUCACUGGUCCCCAAGCCCCAGUCGACGAGGCAGUGAGUGCAGGGUCAUGACAUGCCCUGAUCCCAGUGAGCUGAGAAAUGGUGAGGUGUCUCCUGUCCUAUUGCAGUAUGUUGUUGGGGCCCAGACCACUUAUGAAUGCCAUGACGGUUACACUUUCGCCGGCUCCGCCUCCAGAGUCUGCCAGAGUAAUGGGAAGUGGAGUGGUGACACGCCUAUCUGUGAUCAUGGCUCUGGACAUUGCCGUGACCCUGGCGUUCCCCCGGGGGCCAAGCGCAAUGGAAAUAUGCUUGAUAUAGGUGACCGGGUGACCUAUGAAUGUUCUUUAGGACUGAUGCUGCUGGGAUCGAAGGAGAGGAUAUGCCUGGAGGGUGGAGACUGGUCAGGAACUGAGCCUGUCUGUUACAGUAAAAACUACUACGACACCCCAGAGGAGGUGUCCAAGUACUUCUCUACAUCCCUCGAGAAUCGUCUGGCACUAUCUGGCCUAGAUGACAAUACUGAUGGGCAGCAAAUACAAAGGUCCAUCCAGAUGAGGCAGGGAGGCAAGCUCCACAUCUACAUUGCUCUGGAUAAUUCAGGGAGCAUAAGCAGAGAUAAUUUUACUGUGGCCAAAGACUGUGUUAAAGCCCUCAUCAACCAGAUAUCUUUUUUUGAAGUCAUCCCGAGGUACGGAAUUCUGACCUUUGCUUCUGAGGUCAAUGAGAUUGUUGAUAUCUUCUCUCCUUCCUCACACUCAGACAUGGUUUUACAGAAUUUAAAUAAUGUCACCUAUGGUAAAUUAAAGGGUACUGGAAGUAACCUCUCAAGGGUAUUUAAAAAAAUCCUUGAAAAGAUGGCUGUCUUUAAGGAACGAAAUGAGCUUGAAGAUACACAGCAGGCCAUUAUUAUGUUUACAGAUGGAAAGACUAACAUGGGGGGAAGUGCAGAGCCCACUGUUAUCAGGAUUAGGAACCUGAUGGAAGAAAUACAUGGUGAAGACUGGCAGAAAUAUCUGGAUAUUUAUGUUUUCGGUGUGGGGGCAGCAAUGAACGAGGAGGAAAUCAACAAGUUGGUGUCGAAGAAGAGUUCAGAAAGGCAUUUCUACAAACUAAGAGAUGACACCAAACUGACAUCCUUGUUCAAGAUGAUUAUAGAUGAGAGUAACAGUGUAGACCUGUGUGGUCUAUCCUGGGACCGUGAUGGUGAUGAUUCCACCACAUCCAAACGGCAAGAAUACCCUUGGGUAGUCACAAUCUCUGUCUUGGUCGGAAAUGAGCAUAGCUCUUGCAUGGGUACCCUUGUUACGCCUAGAUUUGUCCUUACAGCUGCUCACUGUUUCAGGGAUAAGCAGAUAGAUAUGAUUAAAGUGAAGGUCUCCGACCAGGAAGAUAUGACGUUGGAGCAGAAACCUAUAAUUCAUCCAGAUUAUGAUGUCUUUAAGAAGAAGGACAAAGGGGUUUCAGAGUUUUAUGACUACGAUUUGGCACUCUUGAAGUUGAGUAGUGAUGUCCAAAGGUCUAAAUAUAUCAGGCCCAUCUGUAUUCCUUGUACUAUAUCCUCCAUCCGUGCGUCAGGUCUCCAUACAUCAACAACCUGUAAGGCGCAAGAGGAAUUCCUAUUGAAUCAGAAUUCUGUACCUGCCAGAUUCAUGUCUGAGUGGAAGGGUCAGAUGUACGAGAAGGAUGUUCAAAUCAAAUUGAAAGAAAAGAGGGAGAGCUGUAUUAAGGAUGCAGAGGAAGCUGAGGGCAUUACAAACUACAAGGAGGCUGUGACUAAGAACUUCCUGUGUACAGGAGGGACAGAAGACAAAGUUGAGGACAUUGCCUGCAAAGGUGACUCUGGUGGCGCCCUGUAUCUGAAAAAUCAAAAACGUCGGAUUCAGGUGGGUGUAAUCAGCUGGGGAGUUAAGGACGACCUGUGUAUGGGUAAUAUCCCAAAGCCUCUUUCAACUGCAACUACUAGAGAUUACCACAUUAACCUAUUCCGAAUGCAGAAGUUCCUCAAGGAGCACCUGGGAGAAAAAAAAAUUGAAACUAAUUAUGAGCCUUUAAAAUUUGUUGACUGAUAAUCAUAUGUGUAACUUGCAUACAUACUUGCUAAAUACAGUAGGCCUAUAUCAACAAUUCAAAUAAAAUGUAGAAGUUGUGCCCAUGCAGAAGUUGUGAAGAGUAGUUCGUUAUUUUCAGUCAAUGUGAUUUUGUUUGUAUGUUUAUUGUAGGAAUAUGAAAUUAAUGUCUGCAACGGUUUAGAUUUUUACUACAAAUGAACAUGAUUUGGUUUAGUUCAAAUGUGUGUUUGUUGACAGUUCAGUCAAAUAUCUAAUGAAAAUCUGCCGUCUUUGACCUGUUGUGUAGUUGGUUAUGCAUCAAAACACAAUGAUUGUCUUUGGACUUUACUUUGGUCAAGACCCAAAAGAUAGUUUUACGGUAAGGGGCAUGUCCUGGUUAAUUUUCAACCCAGUUCCGAGAAAUUAUUUUGAAUUUUGCCAGUGGAGAUGACAGUUGUGACUGAUGUUUUGUGUGUCAUUGUUAGAUUACAGUGGCUUUUGGGCAAGGCAUUUUUAAAAAAUCCAAUUCCUUUUUUAUUUCAAUCUAUGUGUGUACAUCUUCUUAUUCUAAAUCAGGGAUGGGCAACUUUGAUGGGGGUGGGGGCCACAUAUCCGGCACUCAUCAUGAGGAGCCACAGUGGUUCGUGGGUUUGCAUACCCACAUCCAUACCCCCCCCCCCCUCCACCUUGUGAAAAAAAAACAUUUUAGCAGCCCCUCCAAUCAAAUCAAAUCAAAUUUUAUUGGUCACAUUCACGUGUUUAGUAGAUGUUAUUUGGAGGCCCUGCAGUUGUGGGCAGUGCAGUUGCCGUACCAGGAAGCGAUGCAGCACAACAGGAUGCUCUCAAUUGUUCAUCUGUAAAAGUUUGAGGGUUUUAGGUGACAAGUCAAAUUUCUUCAGCCUCCUGUCUGUGUGGGUGGACCAUUUCAGUUUGUCAUUUAGUUCAGUUACCUUGCGUUCUUGGUUAAUGACAGGGAUGAGAAACAUUUUCCGUUUUAAAGUUAAUUUCCAACUCUGCACACUUGGCCAUGGGGCAUAGAGAGUUUUUCCAUUUUAAAGCAAGUUUUCUGCAAUUCUACACAUUUUGCCAUGCGGUGGAGAGUUAAAUGUGUAGUUUUACAGCUAAUUUCCUGCAAUUCUACACAUUUUGCCAUAGGUUGGAGGCAAAUGUUUGCAGUUUUUAAUAUGAUAACUGAUUAUCAAUGGGUCCCACCCCUGUCGGUAAUUCUGCCAUGCUUACUACAAGUUUAGAUAGCUGGCCGCAAGACUAAUUUACCAAUCUAAAAAUGUUUUGCUGACAUGGGCUAAAUGAGUGACUGCUGAUGCACAACCGAAUUUCGAAAUUGCACCUUGUGUAUUCUAUUAUUAUUGAAUAAAAUUAAAUGUGUCAAA